Molecule: messenger RNA, 750 nt
Organism: Talaromyces amestolkiae
Lineage: Eukaryota; Fungi; Ascomycota; Eurotiomycetes; Eurotiales; Trichocomaceae
Exons: 2
Coding region: 1-750 (249 amino acids)
Source: RefSeq, a predicted model, not a curated record
AUGCGCCACACUAAAACCUUUACCGCUGCCUCUCUGGCCCUGUUGACGAGUGCAGCUGCUCAAUCCGCUGAUCCUGGUCUUGGAGUAAACUCCAACGCGCAGGGUGCGACGGAACAGGUCACGCCUGGUGCUGGUCCAAACGGUUCUGAGGACUGGUUGAACACUGGAAUCGAUGGCGACGGUUGGAAUCCCCCAUUCAUGGCCCUCGGCGAUAUUAUCCACGUCGAUUUAAACACCUUUUACAGUGGAUUUGGCUCGCCGUGCCAGCAGUAUGACCAGUACUUUCAAAGCGCAGGGUCUCAAUACAACGUCGAUCCAGUGAUACUCGCUAUCAUUGCCAUGCAAGAAUCCUCCUGCAACGCUGAUGCAGGAGGGCCGACUCCCGGCCUAAUGCAGGUUUCCUGUGACAACUAUCCCAACGGAGUGUGUACCGAUAGCAUCCAGGACAACGUCAACGCCGGAACCAAUUACCUCGUGAGCCAGAUAAGCGCCUUCAACGGCAACGCUAUCGAGGCAUUCGGUUCCUACAAUGGAUGGUUCACCGCGGGAAAUGGAUUGAACAAUAACCAGGGCUUGACAACCAGCUACCCUUGUUCCUCAGAAGGUCAAUCAAACGGGGAGCCUCAGAACCUCGAUUACCUCCAACAGAUAUUCAAUGGCUGGAUGAUGGGCCUGGAUGUUUAUGGCGAUGAUUCUUGGAUUGGCGAAUACCAGUGUGCGGGCCAGUGCAAUGGAAAUAAUCUCUGCUAA